UGGGGUACAACACAAGACCGUCUCUGCUUGAAAACUGCAUAUCAAUGUUAACCGAGGAACAAUACGCUCCAUCCGAUCAGACACUGACUGAAAAUAACGACGUGAUCUGACGGCGGUGGGAAACCAUAUGGAGGAAGGACAAGGAACUGCUAUGAUUCACUCUCUUGCUGCAGCAAUGAGCAACCAACUCCAAAACACCUCUUCCUUGAACUCGGUAACCUUGAGUUUUCAAGAUGGAAGGAACUCCUCGCCCGUUCAGACCUCCGAGCUUCAACCGAUUGUAGUCAACCCCUGGGACAUAGCACUGUGCAUGACGGGAACCCUGAUCUCCUGCGAAAACGCAAUUGUAAUCGCCAUCAUUUUUUACACGCCCAUCCUGAGAGCGCCUAUGUUCAUCCUCAUAGGAAGUCUUGCCUUUGCAGACUUACUGGCUGGGCUCGGUCUCAUACUGAACUUCAUCUUCACCUACAUGAUCAGCACGGAAUUCGUAAAUUUGAUAUCAGCCGGACUGCUAAUCGCUGCGUUCUCUGCCUCCGUGCUCAACAUCCUGGCGAUCACAGUGGACAGGUACCUCUCUCUUUACAACGCGCUGACCUACCAUACAGAGAGAACUGUAACAUUCACCUACGUCAUCGUGGUCCUCAUCUGGCUGGUUUGCGUCGCACUUGGCGUGAUGCCAGUUUUGGGAUGGAACUGUCUGCAAGACGAGUCCACCUGCAGCAUAUGUCGACCAGUGACUAAAAACAAUGCCGCCCUGCUGGCGAUAACCUUUUUACUAAUAUUUGCCCUCAUGAUGCAGCUUUACUUGCAGAUCUGCAGGAUAGCUUUCAGGCACGCGCAACAGAUCGCGGUGCAGCAUCAAUUUAUGGCCACCUCCCACGCCUCUUCUACCACCAAAGGUGUCUCCACCCUCUCCGUCAUUCUCGGCAUCUUCGCGCUGUGCUGGAUACCCUUCGCGAUGUACUCCCUCGUGGCUGACUCUAGAUAUCCCAUGGUCUACACAUAUGUUACUGUUCUACCGGCGACUUGGAGCUCAGUCAUCAAUCCUAUAAUUUAUGCCUUCAGAAACCCCGACAUCCAGAAAUCCCUGUGGCUCGCGUGCUGCGGAUGUUUUCCCUCCAGCUUCUCCUUGCGGCCAAGGACGUCAAGUGACGUGUAGCUACAGUUUUUCCACAUAGUAUGGUUCGUAUUUUUCAUAUCUAGGUUACUCCAUAAGUUUCUUUUUGUUUUUUUGGAAAUUAUUCAAGCUCUCGGGAAUGUGUGAACUAUGCAUUGUCAUAGUGAGGUCAACAAAACAGGAGAUACGGGCCUAUAUCCACAUGUGUUCCAGUGGUAACCCCUCUAAUGCAUGUUCUCCUCGUGUUCGCGUGGGUUUCCUCCGGGUACUCCGGUUUCCUCCCACACCGAAAAACAUGCAUGUUGGGUGUACUCCUGCCAUUGCCCUUGACCAAGGCACUGGCCUCAGAACUGGAGUUGAUCCCUGGGCGCUGCACUAUGGCUGCCCAGUACUCCUAAGUAACUAGGAUGGGUCAAAUUCAGAGGGCAAAUUGUCCCACGAGGUUCAGUAAAGUCUGUCUGUCUAUCUAUCGAUCUUUCUAUCUGUCAAUCUGUCCGUCUGUCUGUUUCUGCCUGUCUGUCUGUCUGUUUGUCUAUUUCUAGUACAGAGGGGAAAGCCCAUUCCUAGUAUAUUUGAACAUAAUAUGUAUUCAUUAAGAGCUAUGCAGUGUUCAUUUCUUUUUAACUCCCGGUUAAUUGUAUAGCGGAAACGGAAAUCUGUUCUCUGUUGUGGUAGGAGUCGCUUUUGAAAGUGGGUUUCAAAAGUGUAACCCAGAACCGCUGAGGUAAAUAAAACCUAAUGAUUCCAAUAGCUCAUCAUACCAUACUGCCCAGUAUUGAAGUUGACAUACGCUAAAAUAAUGCCGAAUAGCCUAAUGUUUUUAUUUUUAUUUUUUUUAUUUUUUUAUUACUGUGAUGUCGAUGUAGCUGUCACUAGGAAGCGGACUGCCUGUGUUUACAUUGCAAUGUAGGUUCCUCUGUUUCAUUUUCAUAUCUACUUUACAGCGCAUAUUGCUAUAAUAACAAUGAAAUAUGAUGAAAACCUAUGUCGCAUUGCUUAUACAUUCAGCUGAAGACUUUUCACUGAACUUAAUAGGCCUCUUUAAUGGAAAAUAAUAGAUAUAUUCGCUUUAAAGACCCAUGACCCGUGACCAAAAUAUGCAUUUAAAUACUUCAAGCCAAUGGGAAAAUAAUUUGAUAAUGGCAAAUGACACCCCAUAAGGGCAAUGUAUAAUUCAACUACGAUUGAAAUAUAAUCAUCCGUAGAGCCGCUGUUUACAUAACCAUCGUAAUACUGCCUGUUUGAAUGAAAUGCUAUAACACCAGUCAAAAUAUCACAACUGGAAUACAGGGUUUUUCAGCCAGCAAUGUUUGUGAUAAGUAGGCCAUACAAUUCAAUCCGCCAAGUUUUUUCAGCACCACGGAUAGCGGACAGCGAGUUUAGCCUGCCUCGGGUUCCCAAAGAUAGACGUGCCCACUCUAGUACUUAACUGUACACGAAUAAUACAUGAGAUAGGAAAACAAAUAUUCUAUUUUGCAUAAAUGAACACGCUUCCUGGGGAAAUACUGACAGCCAGGAGUUUCAGCCAAAUUUAUUUUUACGGUGAGCGCGCUCAGACGUCAUUCCAUUGAGACAUGUAUAGUUAUGGAGUACGAAUCAUGCUAGGCAGGCUCGCAUUACACUGUAUAUCUUUCGCUGCAAUGUGUGUGACUGAUACGUGAAUAGUAGCUUGUAGGUUAUUAAUUUUUCAUACAGAAACUAAAUCGUAUCAAGAGAACCGUUUACAAUUUACAAUACAAGAGCGAACAUGUCUCGACAACCUAAUCUUAUUUAAUGUACGAUUCUUCCUUAAAUAGUGGAUGACCCGAGGAAAUGUCCUCCUAUUUUGCGAAAAGUGGCAAUAAAUUCGCGUUUUUAAUGCAAUUUGAAAGAGGGAGGUCAAGUCAGUAUGGCUUAUGGUCCGCACAACACUCUAGGAACAACUUUAUUACUUAAUUGUUUUUUGUUGUUGUUUUUUUUGGUCAAUUGUGUUAAAUAUUUAAAGAGAGGGUGGUAUGAAGUGACAUCACAAUCCAAUAGAAUGUACUAGAAAUCAUUUAAUUAGUUCACAGCCCGCAUUUCCCACAUUUUUUCAUAUCCCUCAGAUUCACCUCACUUCAUGGCUCCUAGCGGUUUAAAUCACUCCACUGUGGUUUAAAUUACAAGUAUUAGUGUACAUGCGCUUAUCAAACUGGCAGAGAGAAAAACUAAACAACAGGACAGAUCUUUUGUGCAGGCCUUAAUUUUUUCAGUAAUUGUUUUUAUAAAAGGUCCCCUGCAAUAUAGCUAAAAGUCUGGACAAUAUCGAGCAUCUACGUGCUAGCUAGUAUAUGUGAACAGCCUAGGCCUACUGUACACUGUUGACACUAGCACCCACAUUGCCCUAUAUUUCAUUCAUUAUGGGACAUAUUCUGCAAAAUGUAUCAAGUGUACUGUAAUCCAUUGACAAAUUAACAGCAUUUCCUCGGUCACUGCUUCCACCCAAAUAUUUAGAGUUUUUAUGUGAUCAUCACAAAUGUGGUUCAUUUGAUAUAUUUUAUGAAAGCAUUCAUCCCCCCCACCCCCCCUCCCCCCCAUGGACCUAUUGAUUUUAAGAGAAUGUUUAUUUUU
Messenger RNA from Anguilla rostrata (American eel), 3706 nucleotides. RefSeq names its product G-protein coupled receptor 12-like. The transcript has 2 exons. Gene Ontology annotation, molecular function: G protein-coupled receptor activity. Gene Ontology annotation, cellular component: cytoplasm; plasma membrane. The record is from RefSeq and is a predicted model, not a curated record. Gene Ontology annotation, biological process: regulation of metabolic process; adenylate cyclase-activating G protein-coupled receptor signaling pathway. The coding region runs from base 128 to 1159 and encodes 343 amino acids. NCBI's taxonomy places the organism in Eukaryota, Metazoa, Chordata, Actinopteri, Anguilliformes, Anguillidae.